AAGGGCCCAUUGGAUUCUUAUUUUCCUUUCAUUCGCCUCCCUUCUCAAGUGCUCAAGUGCUCAAGUGUUGCUGGGCUUCUGUCGGUCAGGAUGAUGCCUCUCAGACCGUCAAAGACCGCUCUGCGCGCCAUUCACCUCCAGAGGCAGCUUGCCUCUGGUCGUCGGCCCUUCUCGACCUCGUUCGUGGCUUCGGCUGCUUCGCCCCACCGCUCUUCUCCCCAGAAGCGUGCUCAGAGUACCGUCACGGCGACUUCUGACACUAGGCCCGUGCCCAGCCCUGCUUUCAACCAAGAACCUCACCGCAAUGAAAUUUCGCCUCUGCAGAACCGCCAGCUCCCCGAGCUUGAUGACUCGAUGGUUGGUAUGAGCGGUGGUGAGAUCUUCCACGAGAUGAUGCUCCGCCUCGGCGUGAAGCAGAUCUUCGGUUACCCCGGUGGUGCCAUUCUCCCCGUGUUCGAUGCCAUCUACAACUCAGAACACUUCAACUUCGUCCUCCCCAAGCACGAACAAGGUGCCGGUCACAUGGCCCAGGGUUACGCCCGUGCUUCUGGCAAGCCUGGUGUCGUUCUCGUCACCUCUGGCCCCGGUGCUACCAACGUCAUUACUCCUUUGCAGGAUGCCCUGUCUGAUGGUACUCCCAUGGUCGUCUUCUGUGGUCAGGUGCCCACCAGCGCCAUUGGUACCGACUCCUUCCAAGAGGCCGAUGUUAUUGGUAUCUCUCGUGCCUGCACCAAGUGGAACGUGAUGGUCAAGUCCGUUGGUGAGCUGCCUCGCCGCAUCCAGGAGGCCUUUGAGAUCGCCACCAGCGGUCGCCCCGGUCCUGUCCUUGUCGAUCUGCCCAAGGAUGUCACCGCUGGCAUUCUGCGCAACCCGAUUCCCAUGCGCAGCACUAUCCCCUCUCUCCCCAGUGCUGCCACCGUGGCUGCUCGUGAGCUGAGCCGGAAGCAGCUCGAGAACACCAUCAGCCGUGUGGCUCGUCUCGUCAACAUGGCUGAGAAGCCCAUUCUCUACGUUGGUCAGGGUCUUCUUGCUCGCCCCGAUGGCCCUGAGAUCCUCAAGGAGUUUGCUGAGAAGGCGAACAUUCCCGUCACCACUACCCUCCAGGGUCUGGGUGGCUUUGACGAGCUGGACCCAAAGGCUCUGCACAUGCUCGGCAUGCACGGUUCCGCGUACGCCAACAUGGCCAUGCAGGAGGCCGAUCUGAUCAUCGCCGUUGGUGCCCGUUUCGACGACCGUGUCACCCUUAGCAUUCCGAAGUUUGCCCCCCAGGCAAAGGCCGCCGCUGCGGAGGGCCGUGGUGGUAUCGUUCACUUCGAGAUUAUGCCCAAGAACAUUAACAAGGUCGUCCAGGCUACUGAGGCUGUCGAGGGUGACUGCGCCGAUAACCUCCGUCUGCUCCUGCCCCAGAUUAAGGCCGUUGCUGAGCGUCCUGAGUGGUUCGCCCAGAUCAACGACUGGAAGUCCCGCUUCCCUCUGUCCCUCUACGAGCGCCAGACCGCGGAGGGCACCAUCAAGCCCCAGGCUGUCGUUGAGAAGCUGAGCGAACUCACCGCUCACAUGAAGGACAAGACCAUCAUCACCACCGGUGUCGGUCAGCACCAGAUGUGGGCUGCUCAACACUUCCGCUGGCGCCACCCUCGCACCAUGAUUACCUCUGGCGGUCUUGGUACUAUGGGUUUCGGUCUUCCCUCGGCUAUUGGUGCCAAGGUUGCCCGUCCAGACUGCCUGGUCAUCGAUAUCGAUGGCGACGCCUCCUUCAACAUGACUCUGACCGAGCUUUCCACCGCUGCUCAGUUCGACAUCGGUGUCAAGGUUCUCCUGCUGAACAACGAGGAGCAGGGCAUGGUCACUCAAUGGCAGAACCUGUUCUACGAGGACCGUUACUCUCAUACCCACCAGCAGAACCCCGACUUCGUUCCCCUUGCCCGUUCCAUGCGUGUCGCCGCCGAGCGUGUCUCUAAGCCCGCUGACCUUGAGGCUAAGCUGAAGUGGCUGAUUGACCAGCCCGGCCCUGCCCUUCUUGAGGUCAUCACUGCCCGCAAGGUCCCUGUCCUUCCCAUGGUACCUUCCGGCCGUGGUCUCCACGAGUUCCUGGUUUACGACGAAGCCAAGGAGGUUGAGCGCAAGGAGAUGAUGAAGAAGCGCAAUGCCCCCACUGAAGUCAACCUGCGCGAGUAAAUCCGCAACACGAGUGGCUGGACGGUAUCCUAGCCACACACGAAGCCCAUCCAUCUUGACCGUCACUUAUUUUUACCGUUGAUAUCCAUGGCGUUUUCCUGGCGGGUCCACCAAAAGCGAUUGGGAAAAAAAAUCAAUUAGUUGAACUCGACAAUCCUCUUAGCACCAAAAACCACCGCCUUCCCCCUUCCCCUCCCUACAGACCGGUAUGGCAAAAAGCUUCACUUCGGUAGUCUUGUGAAAGGGCUAUCGACUGUUUGAGUGGGGACAUGAAGCUCCCUGUUAUGAUGACCUGCAUUUUGAUCGUUUCGUCGUCUUCGGGUUCUCUCUGCAUUCCAACUUUGCCGUCAAUUUCUUUUCAUUUCGUCCCGUGUGUAUAUAAUGUUCAUGUGUUUCUUUUUGAGUCAUAGCUCGUGAUGGGAGAUGUGCCGUUUCGGAUGCUAUGUUAUUGGAGCCAGUAGUCACUGAAGACAUAUCAAAUUUUCACGCCACCUAUUCUACCACUUGCUACUGAAAUAUCUGACAGAAGCCGAGAUUCAAGUUCGAGUAAAGAUGUAGUCAACCCCAUGGU
This is a messenger RNA of Penicillium brasilianum, 2749 nucleotides long. Lineage: Eukaryota; Fungi; Ascomycota; Eurotiomycetes; Eurotiales; Aspergillaceae. The record is from the annotation of a GenBank genome assembly.